AUGUCCUCCAGCACACUGUCCAACAUCUGCUCGUCUGGUUGUUUUGAAAUCGGUAUUUUGGACGACGAAAGCUUGAGUGGACACGAAUUGGCACAUUUGAUCUCAUCUAGCAAGGAUCAACUCGAAAAUACAGCACCGUUCCUUGAUCUCACAUCCUCUUCAAGCGAUAUGCAUUUCCAUCGGUCAUCCAAAGGACCCGGAAACCCAAUUAAGCCGGCAAAUGCGCCACCAGAAUCUCAUCGCAAAUGCUGGGAUAACAAUUUUGAUGAUGAACGGCCUUCGACAUCCCGCGCUCCUUCGCCUAGUGGUUUUCGCCCCUUUGAACGUGUUCUUUCCACCCACCAGAACAGACCUUCUGGGAUAGAAAUUCAUCGCCGCGAUUCAAAACAAAACUCUGCCCGCCGCCCUGUCGUCGGUCAUAAAAUCAUGCUUGAUAAUAAUUCGAUGAUCGGCAAAGCUAUAGCUGGUAUCAGGGCCGAAGAUCGUUCAAAUAGUAUGCAGCCUUCUACUUCAAAACAAUCACACAGUAUCAAAGGUGCCGCCGCAAAAGCCGAGCCGAAACUAGGAGACGGAAAAGGCAAGGCUAAAGCUAUCUCUUCACACGAACCAAUUGACUUGACUGGAGAAUGCGAAGAAGACAAACCCGUCUCGCAUGAGAAGCAACUCGAGGAAGCCUUCAAGCCAAUCUUCGGAACUGUCCAGCUCGAUGCGGAAUCUGACGACGACGACGGUUUCUUACUCAAAGCCAAGAGGAUCGAAUCCAUGCAAGGAAAGAAUUCCAAGAACAGUAGUAAAUCAAUCCUUCGCCAACCAAACAGAUGUGAUCCGGACAAAACCACAACCAUCUCCCGGACGCCAUGUGUAAAACUCAAGAAAAUCAAGUUUCGAAGUUCUUUAGCCGUUUUUGACGGCCCCGCAUUUUCGGUUAAACUGACUCUGUCAUGUUGCCAGAAAAAGCUAAUGUUUAUUCAGGAAGGUCCGCCAAAAAGCAAACAGUACGCAUGCGUGAAAAUAAAUGUCGAACACUUCAAACAUUUCUUAUUGGAUCCUGGGGCGGGACAACCUUAUCAGCUAAUUAUAAAAUUUGACAAAGACGUUGAUGGCCAGGAUGAAUUCAGAGAAUUCAUUAAGCUCCGAAACGUUGAACCGCUGCCGGGCCCGGAUUUUAAUGCAUGUUUGGUAGAAGUCUUUGAUGCGUCAUGUAAUGAUACUAUUAAAGAACUUCUCCACUUACUCCCCAAAGAUAAGGCUGAUACAGCUGAAAAAAUAUCCCACUUUCGUUUCCCUGAGGAUCCCUGUUCAGACGGCGAUUAUCCUGAGUCCAGCGCGAAGCCUGAAACAUCUUCCCCUCGACGCAUCGCUACAUGCCCCCGAACAUCGCUACUUAAACCAGAUCGCCCUUACCAGCCCCACUCGACUGCCACCCUUAAAUUGCCUAGUCUACCCCCCUCAGUAUACCAAAAGAACAGCACGAAUCAAAUAUCCCGGCAAGAAGACUCACAUGUCUCGAAUCCAACCCUCGCGCAGUUUGACGACCUGGAGUGGCAAGGUGGCAAAGCCACUCUCGACGCCAGGGAGAAAUUCCAGGAUGGGAAGUUGGCCGUUCGAUACAAUACUAGGAAUAAACAACCUCGGUCAUCGAUUCAACUGCCAGGUAAUCCUCGCCCCGAACUUCCACUAGGAUCAUCUACCGCCGGCGUUGAUUCAGACAUCGUCCUAGUCUGGCCUUUCGAAAGUGAUCGUCACUCCCAAUCCGUUGCAAUCACCAGAGGAGAUCUCAAUCGCCUCAACGAGGGCGAGUUUCUGAAUGAUACUCUGAUCGAAUUCGGGCUUAUAUGGGAAUUGAGUCAGAUUCGCAAACGCAACCCGGAGCUGGUUACUUCAAUACAUUUAUUCAACUCAUUUUUCUUCCAGAAGUUAAGUGGCUGUAAGUCUAAGGAAAAAACUGCAGCUGUUGAAGCGGCGGAAGCCUACGCUGGUGUCAGAAAAUGGACAAAAGGAAUAGACGUAUUUAAAAAAGAUUUUCUUGUGAUACCGAUCAAUGAGCAUAUGCAUUGGUAUUUCAUGAUUGUUUCAAAUCCGGGGAAGUUACUAGAUCCCCAGAUAUAUAUACCCGAGACCAAUCCUGCCGCCUUUUCUUCACCAAGGAAAACUCGCUUUUCGCACAAAUCUGAAGAUUCUGUCGCCAAGCAAACAUCCCCGACUACGCCGCCGCAAUCCGAAUGUUUCAAGGCGUCCCGGUUCUUUUCAUCACACCUUGACAGUGCUAACUCGGCACUAGUGAAACUGGAUACUGCGGCAGAAGAAAUGGUGGCUGAUGAUCCCAACAUGAAGGUCGAUGUCGAACACUCGGUUCAAGCACUUCGACACAUGGAGCUCGACGAUCAGAGAAGCUUUGCUCACGAUGGUGCGACGAAUGCCGAAUCCAUCACUGAUGAUUUCAAGGACGACAUAAAAUUGCCGUACGUUUUCACCCUGGACUCGCUGGGUACUGCUCACACACCUCAAUCCAGAACAAUUUUGAGGUACUUGAUCAACGAGGCUAAGGAUAAACUCGACAAAUCGCUGCCCGAAAGCCUGGUGAAAUCCAUAACAAUCAAGAAAGCACCAGUGCCCGAGCAACCAAACUUUUGUGAUUGUGGUCUCUAUUUAAUCCAUGCCUUCAAGACAUUCUUCAAAGAGCCUGCGACAAAGCUGAGAUGGAUACUGGAUUACAACAGCAAGAAAGGAACAAAGGAUCAACGGCAAACCGAAAUCUGUGAGGUUUGGGAUGCUGCGGGUGCUGCGCAAGCUCGGCAAACACUCAGAAAGCAAGUAAAUGACCUUGUGCCCCAGUACGAAGAAAUAGUCCGACAGCGCACUAAGGCUGCUGCUGAAAAGAAGGAGCUAGCCCGGACCCGUAAACUUUCCUCCACCGAUGGGCCUCAGACCUCCAACCACGACUCGGCCAAAAAACAGCGUUUGGAUCCUGAGCAGAAAGCUCAAGCCACCUAUGUCUCUUCACGCAGCGUGGUUUCUCGUGUCGGCAGUCCGGUGCGACCCAAGUGUAAUACCAAUCGCUUGCUUGAAAAGAGCUCGAACUCUCACGCGGAAAAAGAUGAUCUGUACCAGCAAUUUUGUAAUCCGAAUGCAGCCAAGCCUAUCUCGCCCUCCCCCAGUGCCGAUCAACACUCCGACAUCAUCGUGAAGACUCCACCUGAGGCUAUUCCGGUGGAACACGCGACGUUCGAGGCAGUCGACACUCGAUCGGUCACCCCGGACGAAGAUUUAAUAAUCAUGGGGCCGGUCUCCAUGCGGAGUCCGCACACACCGGAAGACCCGCCCUCACUCGAUCAGAAACUGAGUGAACCAAAGGUAAAUGUGAAUCCCGCGGAGAAAAUAUGUUUAGAUCCCCAAAGCCCUGAGCCGACUACGCCUCCAGAGAACCCCCCGGAUUAUGAUGGAGAAGCAAUGCACCAGGACCCUAAGCCUCGUUCUAGCUCGCCUUUGAGUGAAGCAGAACCUUCCAUCCAAGCUGCUUCCCCCCAGGCAGUUCCUUCAUCUAGAAGAAACAGUCCAGAAGAGAACCAUACGAUCGGAUCGCACAAGUCUUCGAACUCUCGCCAAGUCGCAAGGUCCCGUACGUCUCAACACCGCAAAAAGAAGUCCACCAAACGUCACCCGACUCCCUACAAUUAUCCCAACUAUGAGUUGAACUCUUAUCAUUCAGACCACAACAAUCCCAGACACAAAAAUCGCCGUCAGAGCAACAAUAACCAACCAAACCGCCACUAUCCCAACAACAUCCAAAAAACCCAUCACACCCGGAGCAUCCAAAACCACCGCUCAAACCACAACAGACAUGACCCAAACGACAGCCACAAUCACCACGACAGCCACAAUCACAACGACAGCCACAAUCACAACGACAGCCACAAUCACAACGACAGCCACAAUCACAACAACAGCCACAACGACAACGGCAACCACGAGCAAAACUAUCACCACAACAACUCCGCUGCUACUGCUGAUAUCCAAUCUAGUCAAACUCAAGGAACCUCGCUCUUCCCACUGGUGGUGGAUGAAUAA
This is a messenger RNA of Puccinia triticina, 4068 nucleotides long. RefSeq lists its product as uncharacterized. NCBI's taxonomy places the organism in Eukaryota, Fungi, Basidiomycota, Pucciniomycetes, Pucciniales, Pucciniaceae. Gene Ontology annotation, biological process: protein desumoylation. Gene Ontology annotation, molecular function: SUMO-specific endopeptidase activity. Gene Ontology annotation, cellular component: nucleus; cytoplasm. Bases 1 to 4068 code for a protein of 1355 amino acids. The record is from RefSeq and is a predicted model, not a curated record. The transcript has 15 exons.